AGAGCCUCCGCUGCUCGACGGAGCCACUUUGGCGCGCGCUCAGCGAGCCACCAGUAUACCGCCUCCUUUUACGUUCGCUCCAAAUUUCUUAUUUUUUAUACGGCCAAACGGACGGCGUUCGCGUAUAUAUGCGACUCCUGUUGCACGUCGCUGAUCGCGUUGCUUAUAUGUAUGCGUCGAUUUGACUGCCAGUCUUUUCGGCGGCUCCUCUGCAUUUAUAAUACUGCACGUCUAUUAUUAUUAUACCACUGUGUUCGAUAUAUAUGUAUAGCAUGUGUUGGUGCAGCGCGUAACAGAGUGAUAAUCAAGCGUGCGCCUAAAAAGUUCGCAAUUUCAAACCUAGCCCGGACUCCGGAGUAUUGGCUUGCGGAGUUGCGCAGGUGUUUGCUCGUGGGCUCUCUCGCCUGUGUCUUUGCGACUCCUCGUGCUUCUUAAGACGGACUCGAAACCAUUUCAGAGACGCGACUUAUAGCGUCAUUAUAGGCGAGACAAGUUCACACUGCUACAGGUUAUGCCGCCGUUCGAUAGCUGAUGACUUGUUUCUUACCUAGUUUCUCAUCUUUAAAAUAAUCCUCUUAGUUUGUCAACGGAAUCGGAGUUAGCCUUUUUCAUUUGCCUUUUCCACAUUAUUCAAGUUUGCUCUGCUAUUUUCGAGCUGCCAAGACUCCCUGAACCCUCGAUGCACUGCUUUUUUCGACGGCGAUACAGCAUUAGCUCGGUGUCUAUGUGCCUAUGAUCAAGACUUCAUUUGGUCAAAUAAGCUAUUAUUUUGGAAUCUGUAAUACAUGAUAAUGGUUUAAAUGGAAUUCGGUAUCGUAGCAAUCUCUCAAGGAAAUAGGAAAGAUUCUCAUCAAAAACCAUCAAACUCUCUGAAAGAAAACUUUUUGUCUUUCUGGAAGUUUCAAAUACUAUGGCAGACUAUUAUGAUGUUAUCACAAAUUCAGAUAAUAAUACUUUUGUUCUAAAAGACUUUCCACAAUUGUGCGAUGUUGAUGGACAGAGCUAUCAAAUUGUUGUUGAGGACAACGGUGGACAGACUUUAUUAAUUGCCCCAUCCACAGGAAAUACUCCAGCCACCCUUGUUUCGCAGCCAAUUACUAUUGGAUCUUCAUUGGAGCAGAGACAAAGUGUUAUUUUAAUUAAAACCAAUGAACCAGGUGUUCAAUCGGAGGCAUUUACUAGAUCUGUAUCAAAUUCAAAAGUUGUCAACAAAGAUAAUUCAGAUGAGCUGAUACGUUAUGCCAAUAUACCAAAAACCAUUGAAUUACAAGUUGGAAAAUUGCCUAAAACCUUCAUUUCUACUGGAACUAGAACUCUUCAAUCAAGUGUAUUGCCUCCACUUGCCGCACCAAAUGUUGUUGUACAACCUGGUUCAAAUUUAAAUACUACUCGAAUUGUACAAAUCAACAAACGGCAUUCUGUUGGUACUGGUACACCCGUGAGAUCAAAUUUGCCAAGCCAAACUAUUCGAAAAAUUGCUCCUGGUGGGAAAAUGAAGCGUGCUUCUAUUGCUGGAGGUAAUGCUAAUGUAUCAUUAGUUCAACCAAGAAGUACUACAGGAUUUAUCCGUACAAAUCAACUUGCUGCUAAAACUUCACAACAUACACCAACUAGGAUAGCUAAUAAUUCUGAAGUUGUAGCUGUAAGCCAUAAUCUUCAAGGAACAAUACCAACAGCCGCAGCAGGGUUUUGUCAACUUAGUGAACGCAUUAAGGCUGAUCAACAAACUACAGUAAAGCCAAAAUUAUCCAAACAUCAACCAAUACUAGCAGUACAUCCAACGCCAAGGUCUAUUUCAUCUUCCCAGGCCCCGCUUAAGCAGCGAGGUCCGAUGGGUCAAGUAAUGGGUCAACUAAUGGGUCAUGGUCACAGACAGCAGCAACAACUACAACAGCAGCAGCAGCAGCAGCAGCAGCAGCAGGAGCAGCAGCUCGCACUACUUCAACAGCAGCAAGCACAACAACAUGCAGCAGUGAAGCAAGCAAAUGCAGGGUCCCAACAAAUUAAAGAUAAGAGUGAACCAAUGGAAGUAGAGGAAAGUGGUAGUAUGGAGCAAUCCGACAGUCAGAGUACUUCUACAAAAUCUGAUCCUGAAGAAAAUUCCAGUGAGAGUAUUGCCUAUUUACAACAGGACAUUGAAGAUCCAGCAAAGACCAUAGUUCAGCAUCAAGUCAAAGGGAAUGAGGCCAAAAUGCUUGUCAUCUUGGAGAACGGAGAACAGAGGCUCAUUACAUUUGAGGUGCCUAAGGAUGAUUGCACAGUUGCUGAUUUAUUGGAACAAGCAAAUAUACAGGCUUCCCAAGAGCCCCGUGUUUCGUUGGUAUCAGAUCCAACUCUGCACAUAAACUACAUUGUUGAUGUCACUGCAAAGAUGAAUUAUGAUGAAAGUGAUAAAGAAUCCUCAGUAAAAUCGAGAAGCCCAGUCAAAAGUGGUAGAACUGCUUCGUCAACAGGUUCGACAGGCUCAAAUGCAAAGGUUGCAAAAUAUAUUAAAGGUAUGCUGGCAGUUUGUCCAUUCUGUGGAAUGAGUGCAGCAGACUUCAAUUACUGCAUGAGAUGUAAAAGAAAACUACCUGAUGAUGUCAAGUCAAUACCUAUAUCUACGGGUGUUAUGACAAAAAGAGAUAACUCAUCUUCUGAUCAUCCAUCAUUGGUCAAGAAACAAGAUUCUGGAUUGUUACAAAGGGCAGAAACAGUUUCAAAAAGAGGUAGAGGAGGGUGUAGAAAUCGCGGUUUAUUAAAAGCUAAACAAUUCAAAGAACCAGAAUGUUUAACUAUAUCUUCUGAUGAAGAAGAUGAUAAUAAAGUGAAAACGUCACUCAAUAAUUCUAUUGAAAUGCCUAAAGUUCAAGUUUCUGAACCAAAAGAAAAAGCAGAGACGAUCAAUGAAAAGGAACCUGUAAUCACAAAUACUUUGAAAUCAAACUUCCGUGCGGGUUUUGAUGGUCAAGUUUCAGGUGUAAGUAGUAGCAAAGACACUGCUCCACUUAUACCACCUACUAGCAAUCUGUUAGUUACUCUGAAAUGUCGUACAGUUAGAAUUGGAUCAUAUAAAUUCGUUCCAGACUGUGCCGUUACAAUAACUUCGGAUAAUUUGCAAAUCGAUGUACCUUUACUGGAAGAUGAGAGAAAAUCCAUAUCAUUAAAAAUUAAAUAUGGAGAAAUGUUGGCACUUUUAAUACAUUUUUCCAAGUCUAUGCCAGUUCUAUUUUUUUACACAAACAUACCGACUGGUUCGAGAAUAAGAGAUAUAUUAGGUAUGCAGGAUCCCAAGGGGCCAUAUUAUGAUCCAGCUAGUAAAGAUCAAACACAUAAACGAAUUACAUUACUUCCUGAAAGAAUUACGGAUGAUGCGAAGUUAACACUGAAAGAAAUAUUUAGGCCCAUUAUGAGUGAAUUAAAUGGGAAAGAAGCUAACGAUAUUCUUGUUCAAGCUUCUCCUAGAGCAGUUCAAGUUCCAGCUCCAUCUCCAGUUAAAAAACCUAUUCAAACAACAAGCACGGCUUCUGCUUCUAAUGGAGUUAUUCAAACUAUAACUGUAUAUCCGCCACCACCGGCCAAAGGAGGCAUAGCUAUUAAUACUGAAGAUUUCUUUUGCCUUGCUGAAGAUCAGUUUCUUAAUGAUGUUAUUAUUGACUUUUAUUUAAAAUAUUUAACUCUUCAAGUACUUUCUGAAGUAGAUAACCAGAGGACACACGUUUUUAGUACCUAUUUUUAUAAACGAUUGACGAGUCCGCAUACUCAAUCUAUUGGUAACGUUGAGAAUUUAUCCCCUGCUGCCAAGCGUCACGCUAGAGUUAAGAAGUGGACUAAAAAUGUUAAUAUAUUUAAAAAAGAUUUUAUUGUUAUCCCUAUCAAUGAACAUGCUCAUUGGUUCUUGGCAAUUAUUUGUUUCCCGGGAUUAGUUGGAAAAAUAAUACCCAAAGUUGAAGAAAAAUCUGAAAGUCAAAAACUCGAAGAAAAAAAGAAAAAAGAAGCAAAAGCAAAAGUUGCUGGAAACAGCGCUACAUCGGCUAACACAAUAACGAUAGACACCCACGACGAUGGUUCAGAAAGAGAUGAGGCAGAAGGUGACGAUGAUGAAUUGGAAACAGAAAGUGAUAUCGAUGAUGAAUCUGAGACCAAGUCUGAAGUAGAUAAAACUACUCCAAAAGAUAACCCAAACAUCGAAAAAAAAGACAUAACAAAAGUUCCUUGUAUUUUAAUAUUUGAUUCACUGGCUGGAGCAAACCGGUCAAGAGUUGUGGCUACACUAAGAGAUUAUCUUAGUUGUGAAUAUCGGGCUAAAAUGGGUGCAGAACAACUUUUUACUAAAGACACUAUAAAAGGAGCUGUACCUAAAGUUCCUCAGCAAUCAAAUUUCACCGAUUGCGGUUUAUAUGUACUUCAGUAUGUCGAGGCUUUUUUCCAGACCCCGAUCGAUAACUACACUUUACCAAUUAAAACUUUAAAAAAUUGGUUCGAAGAAAUUACUGUUACUCGCAAAAGAGAGGAAAUAGCAAAGUUACUCACAGAGAUAGUCAGUAAAGAUUCUUCAAAAACUGCAGUCACUUUACCUACCUUGACUUUUCCAACUCAAGAUGGGAUUCUAAAGCCAAAAUCUGAGAGUCAAGCUGAGGCAAAAUUAGUAAAAGUGGAAGUAGAUAAAAAAAAAGCUACUGAGAAGAUAGAAACAACUCCAGGUACCGAGGAAACUGAAAGUACGAACAAUAUCAACUGCAAUAGUACCGAUAAUGAAAAUAAAACUAUUGCAACAAAAUUAACCAUUCCUGUUACAAGUUCAAAAACCGCUUCUACGACAGCUGAUACUGUAAAUCAACAAAAAAAAUCAAUUGAAGCUACCACAAGUAACACAGUAAAAACUUCGGUGGAUCCAAUGACAUAUUUAAAAACGAAAAGAAUACCCAGAUUACAGAAAUCAUCCGAAAGCUUAGAUGAUGGUGAAACUGUUUCAAAAAAGCUCAAAAGUGAUUCUUCUGACUCUUGUAAAUAAGUGUUGUUUUUUAAUAAUGUGUAAUGCUAAUUAAGUUUAGUCACUAUUAGUUAAAGGACUUGAAAUAUGAUCGAAUGUGUAGUUCUUUUAGUGUAAGAUUAAUAAAAUAAGAUACAUUGAUAAUGUAAAAACUGGCUGAUUUUAUUACAACCAAUUAUGCAGCUAAAAUUUAAAAAUAUA
Messenger RNA from Trichogramma pretiosum, 5173 nucleotides. RefSeq lists its product as uncharacterized. Bases 911 to 4993 code for a protein of 1360 amino acids. Gene Ontology annotation, biological process: protein desumoylation. The transcript has 18 exons. Gene Ontology annotation, molecular function: SUMO-specific endopeptidase activity. NCBI's taxonomy places the organism in Eukaryota, Metazoa, Arthropoda, Insecta, Hymenoptera, Trichogrammatidae. Gene Ontology annotation, cellular component: nucleus; cytoplasm. The record is from RefSeq and is a predicted model, not a curated record.